ACUGACAGAAGAUUUACUAUGUCAAUCGUAAAUCAUAUUUAAAUUAAACGAUUUUGAAUUUCUAGCUAGUGGUACAUAAGGAAACAAAGAUGAGGAGAACAUACCGGCGGCUCGAUGAGCCUAACAUGAGCGACAGCUCCCUGCUGCUCAAGGUCGAGGACCUCAUCUCCAUGGCGCUUGGCCCCGAGACUCAAAACUUAGUGAAUUUUAAGCACAUCCAAACAGUGCUAUUUAUGUUGGCCCGCCAGCUGCGCAUGCUCGAACAACAAGUUGAAAUCAGGCUUUUUGAGUCUGAAGAGGAAAUGAUUCCUGAAGUGAAGAAAAGCGAGAAAAAGAUUAGGAAAAGAAAGACGACAGUUCAGGAUCAGUCUGGUAGAAAAGAUACAGGUUUAGAUAAAAAAGGAAAGAAACAGAAAGAUACCGACGAAACCGAUGAGGAUACGGAAGUCUCUCGAAGAAGUACAAGGAAAAAAACAGUAAAAGGUGACGAAAAACAAAAAAAAGAAACUGAGAAGACAUCAGAUAAAGAAAAGAAACCGACCGACAAAGACAUUAAACCGAUCGAGAGAGAAAAAUCUCCGGGCGAUAAGAGAGCUCUUACCGAUAAAGACAUAACUUCUAGCGAUAAAGAAAGAGUAACGACUUAUAAAAAAGUCCCUGAAGACAAAGGUAAAGUUGCUGGCGAAAAAGAAAGAUUAGCCGCUAUUAAAGAAAAGGCCGACCAAGAGAAGAAAUAUGCGGAAAAAGAAAAGAAACAGAGAAUUAAGGCUGGUAUCUCCGAUUCAAGCAUUGAUUACAGAGAUCGAAAAUCUCGGAAAGCAACAGGUCGGGCUCAUGUCGGCAACGUGGAGGUGGUAACGCAGGCGGAGUUCGCGGGACUGGAGGCGGCCGUGCGGCAGCUCGAGCAGCUCGCCAGCCAGCCGGCCGGCCUCACCAUGCCCGAUAACCAGACGCUGCGCGACGACUUGCUGCACGGUACCGCCUCCCUCACCGAGGCCAUGCAGACAAUGCAGGUGAAUGCGCGCGUGCAAGCGGCGGAGGAGGCCAUCGGGCGCAUGGCGGGCCUGCUAACGCAGCUAGCGGCGGCGGGCGCUCUGCCGGCACAGCUUGCGGCCGCCCUGCGGGAUGGCCGGCUCGACCUUUCCGCCCCAGGACUUGAAGACUUGCAACAGGUGUUAUUGAGGCAACGAAAGGAGACCGGGAGGGCGACGGGGGCUUGGCAGACGGCACCGGAACCUUCGGACAUUGAAAUGCGCCCCACUGGCAGGGCGUUGGGCACAAUGGUGGCCGAGCGCGCCGUGGAUGCCGCGACGGAGCCCGCCGCUCCGCCCGAGCCCGAGCCGGCGCCGGCGCCGCCGCCUCCCGCACUACCCACUGACUAUCGCGAUCCCUCUGCGCCUGUCACAGUCAUGGAAUUCGACGACAUCGUGACGGCGCUGAAGAAGCAGAUGUCAUUCGACAUCCAGCAGAUAACGUCGAAGGCGAACGCCGCGGCAGACAACGCCAUCAAAACUGCGCAGUUCGUCGCGGAGAAGUUGGAGCCGGCGAUGGGUAUGGCGGAGCGCAUCAACGUGCUGCGUCUACUGGUGGCAGACUACGCAGACCAGCUGAAUGGCUUCGACGCAGGGCUUUCCACGCAGAUGCAAGGAUUCCAGGAGCAGAUGAACCAGAUGAGGUCAGAGCUGAAGAGCGGGCUGGAGCAGUUGGCUGCCGUCAACAAUAACACAGAGGCAAUAGCGCUGGCCGAGUUGACGGCGCGGUACGAGGACAUGGUGGUGGGACUGGACGAUGUGAACACCACGCACCAGGCGCUCUACACCGUGCAGACCAAGCUCAGCGACGAGCUGCGCAAUUUGGUAGAAAGUGUUGAGAUGUUGCGAGACCAAAAAUCCGAUCGAGACGAGGUUCUAGACGCGCUACGGGAUAAGGCGGACAUUUCGCGACUGGCCGGGCUGCUGACCGAGGAGAAGUUCGCGGAGGCGCGCGCGGAGCUCGAGAGAAUGCUCGAUAUCUGCCAGGACAAGUUCAAGAGGCAGGACAAGACGUGGAUCAGGGCGCUCGAGGACAUCGAGAGGGCGCUGGAGACGAAGGCGGGGCAGACGGAGCUGAUGUCGGGCCGGCAGGACGUGGAGACGCGCCUGCAGGAGCUGCACGACCUGCUGCAGCGCCUCGAGGAGCAGCUCGGGGACCCGAUCGCGGCGCUGCUGAUGCGGCGGCUGGGGCGCGGCGCGGUGUGCGGCGCGUGCGGCACGAGCGCGCUGAUGACGCCCGGCGUGCCCGCCCAACCCCCCGAACUGCCCGCGCUGCCCACCUCGCGCCCUCCGCCGCCCGCCGCGCGCCCCCCUCCGUCCGCCGCGGACGCCGACGCCACGCACGUCUGCGUGCCGCAUCCGCACGUCGAGGAUGUCAAGUAA
Papilio xuthus (Asian swallowtail) is the source of this 2414-nucleotide messenger RNA. RefSeq lists its product as uncharacterized. Lineage: Eukaryota; Metazoa; Arthropoda; Insecta; Lepidoptera; Papilionidae. The transcript has 15 exons. Bases 90 to 2414 code for a protein of 774 amino acids. The record is from RefSeq and is a predicted model, not a curated record.